AUGUUCAAACAAAAUUACAGCACCGAAAUUUGGUCACCAGACAAAUCCUUGUCCUCUUCUUCUUUUUCUUCUUCGUGCUCUUCUUCUUCUUCCAAUUCAUCUUUUUUUUCCGAUUCAUCUUCUUCUGAGUUCAUCUUCUCCUCAGUUUGGGCUUCUUCUGCAUUGGGAUUUGCUUCCUUGGUUUCCGCUUCUCCUGUCACCUCCGUUUCUUCUAUCGGCGGAGAUUCAUUGGUUGAAAUCGCCGCUUCUGUUGGCUUCGACAGUUCCGCCUCCGUUUCUUUCGGCCUUGAUGGUUCCACCGUUCGGUCAUCUUCGACGGUUCUGUCGCCUCAGUCGGCUUCGGCGAUUCCGCCGCUUCUGUUGACUUCGUCGGUUCCGCCAUUUCUGUGGAGUUCGACGGUUCCGCCGUUUCCGUCGUCUUUGGCGGUUCCGUCGUUACUUUGCUGUUUCUCAAAACCACCAUUGCUGGACUUAAUUCGAAGCUUCACUCUACAAUUCUCCACUCUAGAAUUUCAGUAUCCGUUGAGAUUGAGCUGA
Molecule: messenger RNA, 537 nt
Organism: Microthlaspi erraticum
Lineage: Eukaryota; Viridiplantae; Streptophyta; Magnoliopsida; Brassicales; Brassicaceae
Source: the annotation of a GenBank genome assembly